GCUAAAGUAGAACUGCAUUUUGCUUUCAUCAGUAUCCAUAAACUAUGACCGACCAUCAAAACCCUAAACCCACCGACAACCUCCCUCAACCGCCGUCAAAAAAUCCACCUAAAAUCUCCGGCGGAUCCUCUAACGGCGGAUUUUCCGGUGGCCACAACUACCCAAACCCGCCGGACCGUUCAAAUCCGGACCCGGCAACACUGAGAGAGCAAUGGAGGUUCGCUAUUCGGCAGUACAGCAAAUGGUAUUCUCACGCUUGGGGUACUGCUAUAUUAGCUGGGCUAUCUUUUUAUGGGCUUGGUUGGAUUAUUAAAGGUUCCAAUCCUUUGCCCUCUUUCAAGCGCGAAGACUUGGAUACUAAAAAUGCUUCUUCAUCCGACAAUAUUGGUGAUGUUGUUGCUGAUGUUACGGAGGUUAAGCGAAGUUGAUGAUGACGAUAAAAUUUGUUUUUAGGUCUGUAGUAUCACUCUCCUUACUUGAUCAAAUAAGGUACCCAUGGACCACUGAAGUCUCUCUCUCCCCUCCUAUCCCCCUCCCCUCUGGAUUCUUAAACUUCUGUUUCUGCAAGCUCUAUAUAGAUGGAAGCGCAAUCGCCCCCAACUUGUGAUUUGUAAAUUCAGUGCACCACUUCCAGAAAAGAAACAAAACUGUGUUAGGAUGUGGUAUACCAGACCAAUAUCUGCUGGUCACCUGGUCUGAGAGUCCAGGCAAGUCCCAAGUGUGUUUCUUUUUCAACCUUCGUAUCCUGCAAAAUGUGUUCAACAAUGAACCAAGAAAAGCAAUAGUAUGCUGAGAUGUUUCCGUUAAGAAGAAGCUUUGAUGCGUAUUUCCUGUACAGCAGUCAUAUCAAUAACACUCUUAAUUUUGAGGAGUUGUCAGUUGACGUUUUGUUGUAGUAAUAAAGUUGCCUUCACCAUUUUCACAGCUGAAAUAUCAAUAAUGCCGAUGUACACUUA
This is a messenger RNA of Nicotiana attenuata, 956 nucleotides long. RefSeq lists its product as uncharacterized. The record is from RefSeq and is a predicted model, not a curated record. The transcript is spliced from 2 exons. Bases 45 to 428 code for a protein of 127 amino acids. Lineage: Eukaryota; Viridiplantae; Streptophyta; Magnoliopsida; Solanales; Solanaceae.